This is a messenger RNA of Paramuricea clavata, 917 nucleotides long. The record is from the annotation of a GenBank genome assembly. Lineage: Eukaryota; Metazoa; Cnidaria; Anthozoa; Malacalcyonacea; Plexauridae.
AUGGAUGACAAUGAUGAAGACAUUUUCUGCACAUCACUUCUUGAUAGAUACGCAUCUCGUCCAAAUGAAUUAGAAAAUAUGUCUUUUGCUGAAUUUGCAGCAACCUACACGACAGACUGUAAAGAAAGCGAUCAUGAAUCCAUUGACGAUAACAGCACAAUCCAGCAAUCUGUCUCAAGUACAAUAAAGUUAAAGAAUGGUCUUGGCAGUAUGAGAAAACGGAAACGGCACUGUGUCAUAAGGUAGGUUGAAAAGAAUAUAGGAAUAGUAAACACAGUUCAAGGAAGAAUACUUAGACUACGAGUUUGUAAAUAUGCAUGCCCAUAGAAUUUACAUUCGAGAUGUCUCAUAUACACUUUAAUGUAUAUAGGUUCCACAAAGAAAAAUCUGAAGAAGAAAAAUACAGAAAUUUAAUUAUGCUGUAUUAUCCAUGGCGAAACGAAGACAUAAAUUUGAAAGCCAAUUUUGAAUCUUUUAAAGAACAUUUCCAACAUAUUCAAGCAAUAAUUCGUUCCAAUGAAGCCAUGUUCAGUCAGAACGCUGAUGAAAAUGCCAGAGCUUAUGACGAUUUAGAAAGAUGGGGGCCGCCAGAGAAUAUUUGGGAUACUGUUGCCCCAAACGCUGAAUAUCAACAAGCACAGCAGCAAGAUCAAGGAACAGUAACAGAGAGAGAAAUUGGACGAGACAAUGAGCCCAAUGAAAACGUCGAUUUAGUUUCAAACUCUACAACUGCAAAUCGCUCUGAACCUCACGAACGUUAUUCAGCCCAACUUGGUAAAACACUGAUGACUGUUCAAGAAUAUAGAGCUAUGAUGCGCUCUUUAAACAAACAGCAACUCCAAGUUCUUAAAAUUCAUCCCAAAUGGUGCAAAGAUACAAUUAUUGCGUUGAAACAUGACUUACCAUCUCCAGUGUAA